Molecule: messenger RNA, 1227 nt
Organism: Triticum aestivum (bread wheat)
Lineage: Eukaryota; Viridiplantae; Streptophyta; Magnoliopsida; Poales; Poaceae
Product: G-box-binding factor 1
Exons: 4
Coding region: 49-627 (192 amino acids)
Biological process (GO): regulation of DNA-templated transcription
Cellular component (GO): nucleus
Molecular function (GO): sequence-specific DNA binding; DNA-binding transcription factor activity
Source: RefSeq, a predicted model, not a curated record
UCCCACCCCGUGUCUGCUGCAGAUGCCAAGAUUGUCCCGGUUGCUCCCAUGUCUGAUCGUAGCGGCCAGCGGCAAUGCCGCCGAGGCGUCUCGGGCGACGUGGAGCUCGACGCGGCCAUGGCACUGGCCAACAUGGCCGGCGUUUCGGGGCCAGCAGCUCUUCCCGCCGUGCACCCGGCGGCGCCGCAGCAUGGAGGCAGCCGUGAGGAGGAAGAGGAGCUGGCGAGCACGAGGCUGAGCCUGGAGCUGGGCAAGGUCGGCAUCCAGGCGUCGUCGUGCUCCAGCGGCUCCAGCGCCGGGUGUCCUUCGCGGCAGACGCGGGUGCCCGUGGCGGCUCCAGGUGGAGGCGGCUACGGCCCAAGGCCCCGGCACACGCUCACCGAGGCUGAGAAGGAGGCAAAGCGGCUGCGGCGCGUGCUCGCGAACCGGGAGUCUGCGCGCCAAACCAUACUCCGCCGUCAGGCGGUCCGAGACGAACUGGCGAGGAAAGUUGCGGACUUGUCGUCACAAAACGAGAGCAUGAAGAAGGAGAAGGAGACGGUGAUGCAAGAGUAUCUCACACUCCAGGAGACGAACAAACAGCUGAAAGAACAGGCACGACAUCAUCUGCCGCUUCCAUUAUUUUAAUAGUGAUCUUUAUUAGUACGUAAUUACUAGUGUCAGGGCAGAGAGAAUCUAGCAUGUUCGGAGCCUCCAGUUGUUCCCCUGAAAGCGAGCCACAUGACUGCACUUUAUACUAUUGUAGUACCCCAGUCCAGUAGUAGUCGCUAGCUAGGCCAUCAAACAGUCAUCGGAAACACAAGUCAUAGUCGAAUUGGAACCCAAGUACCGAACUGGAGACACGUAGUUCUUGAUGCCAUAUGUAUGGAUAAAACGACAUCCGUGUUUUCUAUAUUUGGCUUUCUGCCAAGAUUGCUUUCUUCUUUAAUUUGUGGCCCAAAGUUGCCGCACACGCUUCUGCUCUUCUACUGCUCAUGCCCAAGACUCAAAGAGACGUAUUUGUGGCCCUUCUUGUUGCAAACCUUACGCAUGAAAGGGUUUUCACCAAAAUGGUGCCGCUGGGUAGAGAGCUUUGUCUCUGGCGGUAGUGUGGCCAUAAAAGUUAAUGAAGACGUUGGCAACUAUUUUCAGACAAGGAAGGGGCUUCGCCAAGGCGACCCCGCGUCUCCUAUUCUGUUUAACAUUGUGGCCGACAUGCUAGCUACCCUAGUGGAGCGGGCCAAGCUG